This is a messenger RNA of Xyrauchen texanus (razorback sucker), 2769 nucleotides long. It is a transcript of the gene scdb, whose product is annotated as stearoyl-CoA desaturase b. Gene Ontology annotation, biological process: response to fatty acid; unsaturated fatty acid biosynthetic process. Gene Ontology annotation, molecular function: iron ion binding; palmitoyl-CoA 9-desaturase activity; stearoyl-CoA 9-desaturase activity. Gene Ontology annotation, cellular component: endoplasmic reticulum membrane. NCBI's taxonomy places the organism in Eukaryota, Metazoa, Chordata, Actinopteri, Cypriniformes, Catostomidae. The record is from RefSeq and is a predicted model, not a curated record. The transcript is spliced from 6 exons. The coding region runs from base 278 to 1234 and encodes 318 amino acids.
CGAGGUUGAACAGCUGAUACGUUGGCAAUGAAAAAGCAUGAUGGCGUCCACAACAUGAGCAUCAGAUAACCAAGGAACCAAUGAAACUGGUAGAGCUAGAUGAUAUCGUUUCAGCCUCGCCCAAUUGCAUCAUUGUAAAGGACAAAAACCAAAAAGAAAAUCAGGAGCUUGGGUGAGCAAAAAAUAAAUAACUCGACGAGAAAACGCAAUUUUCUUCUCCCGUUUUGUCCCUGCACGCAUCAAUCAUAUUGCAAAGCAAAAGACGACAAUAAAGAGCAUGGAUGCAAUGGCUGAAUCAACAAUAACAGGAGAUGUUUAUGAUGAUGCUUACGAGACGAAAGAGGACUCAAAACAUCCAGUACAAAUAGUAUGGAGAAACGUUAUAUUAAUGUCUCUAUUGCACUUUGGAGCGCUUUAUGGACUGACACUUAUUCCAUCUGCUUCUGUCUCAACCCUUGUAUGGACGGGAGUGUGCUUUGUAAUAAGUGCUCUUGGAGUGACCGCUGGUGCCCAUCGCCUUUGGAGCCACAGGUCCUACAAGGCCUCAGUGCCAUUAAGAAUCUUCCUAGCAGUUGCCAACUCGAUGGCUUUUCAGAAUGACAUCUAUGAAUGGGCCAGAGACCAUCGUGUCCACCACAAGUAUUCGGAGACUAACGCAGACCCACACAAUGCCCGAAGAGGAUUCUUCUUCGCUCACAUUGGUUGGCUGCUUGUUCGUAAACACCCAGAUGUUAUUGAAAAAGGAAGCAAACUGGAGCUGAGUGAUCUAAAAGCAGAUGGGGUUGUAAUGUUUCAGAGGAGGCAUUACAAGUUGUCGGUGGUCGUGAUGUGCUUUCUCAUCCCCAUGUUUGUACCUUGGUUCUUUUGGGAAGAGACUCUUUGGGCAGGUUACUUUAUUCCUGGUCUGUUUAGAUACGCAGUGUCCCUUAAUGCGACCUGGCUGGUCAACAGUGCUGCCCACAUGUGGGGAAUGAGACCCUAUGACCACAACAUCAAUCCCAGAGAGAACAAGUGUGUUGCACUCUGUGCCAUUGGGGAAGGAUUCCACAACUAUCAUCACACGUUCCCCCAUGAUUAUGCUGCAAGUGAGUUUGGCAGUCGGCUGAAUGCAACCAAAGCAUUUAUAGAUAUCAUGUGCUUCUUUGGCCUGGCCAAGGAUUGCAGGAAGGUAUCUCAUGAGACCGUUAUGGCCCGUGUUAAACGCACCGGUGAUGGCAGCCACAAAAGUGGUUGAUUUGUUCAGUAAACCUAAGAAACAAAGUUAUAAUAAGCCAAAAUAUACAAACACUUUCACAACAUUUCUUAGUGUGCAAUGAAAAUUGAUAUAUGUAUAUCCUCUCUCAUAUGAAAUAAGAAACUGCAUUGAACUAAUAUUUCUUCUAAGAACUCUUUCCUUUUCGUGAUGUGUAUUGGACUGUGGGUGAUGAUUUUGGGUGAUGGUAAAGAGAUUGGAAGGAUAAUUAUGUCUCAGUCUGCCUCAAUGUUGCAGGAGAGGGUUCUUUACUAGUUAAACAGCCAUGUGCCUCAUUACAGCCCUCUGUCAUGAAUAGGUUGACCCAUGUUUUUUUCUGCUGCCUACUUCAUAAAGUUACAUGAUUUAUGAAUAUCUUUCCAGCAUGCAAUGCAAGCUGCAAAAUUUGGAUGGCAUGCUAUUAAUUUCCUGUAUGUUGUUCACAUUGAGAUGAUAAAAGCUUAUUUCAGUCUGAAACUUAAAUAAGUACAAUGAUCACUGAAAGAGUUUGUUUUACAGCUAAGUAGCCUAUAUAAGUCAGGAAAGCUGCGGUGUUUCACUGACACAGAAAAUGGGCUUUGAAAUCCAUCUCGAUUUAAUUAAAAGUUGGACUUCAUAUAACUGCUAUGAUUUCUAUUUAGAGUAACUGUUCUUCAGUGUGGAAAACAUGCAUUAAAAUGUUGUGGACUAUUUAUCUUCUGGCAUUGUUGUUAGAAACAAUGGUAAAACCCUAAAAUUAUGCUACGUGCCAAUGCAAAUGUCAAGUCCUUAGAUUAAUGGUGCUUAUGAGGAAUUUCCUCCAGAAACAUGAGCUGUUCAUCAGAAUUAUUUAUUUAUUAAUUACCAGCUAAUUAUGCAUACAACAUUAUUCGGUUCCCUUGGAAUUUUGUGGUCCUGUAAAAUAAUACCUGGCAAACGUUAUGACCAGGUAUAGGAUGACCUCUUUUCUGCAUUGAAACCUCAAAGGACUUUUUCAAGCUUUACGUGGAAAACAUUCUCAGUUAAUAAGUUGGGGUAACUGCAAAUUUGUUUUUGGUAAUUUAUUCUUGUUAUUUAAGAUAAGAAUUUGAAUACUUAAAUGUAGUCAUUUUCAGAAAGUACAAUACACUAUCUUGCCCUAUGCCUCAAACUAUUGAUCUUUAGAAUUGUGGGCUAGACUCAAAGAUUGGAAAUGCAAAGAUGAUUUGUAGCAACAGAAAAUAAUUUUAACUUGUGGGCACAUAAGAAUUUUUAAAUCAAUAUCAUACAAUUUAUCAUUAGAGGUAGGCUCUUCUGUGACAAAUGUAGCGCCCUUAAAAUAUUCCUUCACUUAAAAAUGUUUUGAUAGAUUGAUUGUGGUGUCUCCAUAUGUAAAAAUGAUGCAUUAUAUUUAAACAUGUUUAAUACAUGUUUAAAAGAAGUCAACAAUAAUGCACUCUACUUUACAGAUAAGUUAUUUAUACAGCGUUGACCUUUGAUGUCUGGGAGACUUGAUGGGCACAUUUUCAAGGAAUGUUGUUUCACACAUGUACCAGAAAUAAAAUACAAUUUCUAAAACU